Eremothecium sinecaudum is the source of this 1290-nucleotide messenger RNA. RefSeq names its product Mss51p (gene MSS51). Lineage: Eukaryota; Fungi; Ascomycota; Saccharomycetes; Saccharomycetales; Saccharomycetaceae. Gene Ontology annotation, cellular component: extrinsic component of mitochondrial inner membrane. The transcript has a single exon. Gene Ontology annotation, biological process: mitochondrial respiratory chain complex IV assembly. The record is from RefSeq and is a predicted model, not a curated record. The coding region runs from base 1 to 1290 and encodes 429 amino acids.
AUGCUGCCAUUAUUGCCUCGUUCCAUUGUGAGCCCUGCAAUAGUGCAGAGUCCUAAUGUUAGGAUCGCAACGAUGCUACAAAGGCGUAAUCUGAUGGGAUUUGUGCGUAAUGCGUUAGGUCUAGAUCCACCAGCUUCUCCAGAUGACCCAACACCUGAGAAUAGGUUCCAUCCUUGGGAUCAGUCGCCUUCUCCAGAUUUGCGUGAGCGUGCAGCUCGUAUUAAGGCGUUGGCUAAAUGUCCUGUUACCAAGAAGCCCAUUGAAUACACUUGUGAAUACUCUGGGAUUCCAACUCAUCACUCGAGAGAAGCGUGGGAACAAGAUACUGAGUACCACAAUUCCAAGCUCUACGAAUUGCUACGGAAGGUAAAUAUAUACGAACACGAUCUUAGAAGUGGAAGGCCUUUCCCAGAAUUCGAUUUUCCUCAAAGCCAAGAACUCGAUCACUUGGUGAACAUGACGAACUGGGACUUGUUUUUCUAUACCAGAGGCUUCUAUUCUAUGGACACUGAAUUCCAGCUUGCUGCAGUGACUAAGAUGUUGUCGUAUCCUAUAACGAUAGCUUCUGUAUUGCACCAAUACAUGCCAUAUUCGUUGAACCCUAAGGGUCCUUUAACUCUAGAAGGUCUGAAAUCUUUGUCUGCGCUACGUUAUACGAUUUAUCCACAAGCAAAUAAGGCCAAGCGCACGCUUAAGGACAAACCUAUGAGAAUAUUCGUGCUUGGAGCUCGUGCCGAGGCUCAGCUACCCUUGCAUGUUUGGAAGCAGUUGCAAUAUCUCUUCCCUGACACACGGUUUGAGAUUCACUUAGUGGGACCAGAGUCCAACUACGACCGCGAAAAGAAGCAGUACGUGUUGACCCCAACCCCAACCGUCCAGGUAAUAGAUCAUACAAUGAGAUUAAUUCACUACACCGACUACUUCCACGUUUAUCACGAAGCGCAGGACUUCUUCCCAUAUGACCCUUACAACGACAUCUUCUUCUGUUUCCAUCCUGGUUUCGGCGCUCCAGAGACGACCGACAGCUGGAUGAAAUCAACUGUAAGUGCAUUGCUACAAACGAAGUGUGCUAUUUUCUCUACAGGUUAUCACAAGCAGGAUAUGAUGGAUGACAUAAAUAAAAUCAAGGAAGUGCAUGGUCAUGAGCUUGAUAUGUUAAUGGACCCGGUUGAAAACAUCUUUGGCAGCUCCAAGUGGGAGUUGAACGAUCUCUCCCCACACGAAGUUUAUCGAUUCAACAUGUACAUCACAGGAUUUAGAGGCAAGAGAUACCAUGCCAUUGAGUUAUGA